GGAAACGGUUGAAAUCAAACAGUGGGACAUCACAUUCAAGUACAGAUUUUAUGCCAGACACUACACCAAUGGAAACAAGUGAAAGUAUACCACCUACCUCUGUUUCCAUGGUUACAGACAAUGCCAUCAUUACAUCAACCCCCACAGGUCCGCUGCCAAUACGUCAUCCAUGCGGUAUGUACAGUAAUUUUCUCUCCCUGCUGCGCGACACGAUAACAGCUGCUCCUGAUUUCAAAAUAACAUUGCAAGAACUGCAAGAGAAGGUCACUGAUUGGCAGAAGUCGUCUACAAGCCUGCUCAACAACUGGUUUAAUCUGCAUCAAAAGUGGUCUGAACUGGUUCCGACCGCAUUGAAGUGGUUAGCUGCUGGAAAAACAUCACCCAGUACCAAUUUCUCACCCAAAUUAGAAUUUGGAAAUGAUAAAAAAUGGAAGUGGAUAGGUAUGGGAAAUGACAGUGACGGAGAAUUGAUUUUGCUAUGGAAACAGUUUAUACCACUGUUGAGAGAGAAAAAGAAAAAGAAAAAAGAGAAAACUCCACUCCUGAAAAGAAAGAGAUAACUGAUAUACCAAGUCCGAGAAUGAGAACAGAUUAUGUUGUUAAACCGUCUUUGGAUGAACAGAAAAAAAUAAUCCGAGAACAGGAAACCAGGCGGUAUGAACAACCGCACAAGGCAUUCACUUUCUGUUUCAAUGGAUACGAAUCAGUUGUGGGGCCUGUCAAAGGUGUGUUUGGUAAAGAGACUACUAUGAACAAAGCUAGGGAACAUUUCUUGCUAGUAUCAGACAGGCCCCCCUAUGUGACCAUACUGUCUGUAGUGCGUGACUCUGUUGCUAGGUUACCCAAUGGAGAAGGCACCAGAGCUGAUAUCUGCGAGUUACUCAAGGAUUCACAGUUUAUAGCAGAGAGUGCAACAGACUCCCAGAUCAAUACAGUGGUCAGUGGUGCUCUUGAUAGACUACAUUAUGAAAAGGAUCCGUGUGUUAAAUAUGACACCCAUAGAAAACUGUGGAUCUAUCUCCAUAGGAGCAGAAUGGAAGGAGAGUUUGAGCGCAUUCAUCAGGAACAAGCUGAAGCUGAGAAAGCCAAGAAAGCCAUGCAGAAACCUAAACUAUCAGCAAAAGUAAAAACACCUGUUAAGGAUAUAACUGGGAAGUCUCCACCACUUGCAAGACCUUCUUCAUCACUGAGCGAAACAAGUAAUGACAGUUUAGUUAGUAGCAAUCUGAGUUUUGAACCACAGAGUCCAAACAAAUCACCAGCUGAUGCUACAUCUACCAGUCCAAAGGGCUUUGCUAAAGUAUUGAUGGGUGGCAAGUCUGUCAUCACUUCUACUAAUCCAAGGAUACAUCCUCCUGCAUCUGUGUUGAGUCCCAGAGUCAGUACUCCAAGUACGCCAGGUGCCUCACCUGGAGGAAUGGCUAAAGGUAUGCCCACUUUGCUAACUUUUGGCGUAAAAGAUGUGACUCAAACUCAAAACAUGGUUGCUGCUUCUGGGAAAAGCCCCAAGGGUGGAAUUGCUGGAUCCUUUCCAGUAGCCAUCUCCGGUGUAACAGUGCAUUCCACCACGGCAAGUGCCAUACCUGGUACUGUGGUCUUGAAAAAUACAAGCAGGGCUGCGACAAUUCCAGGGCAAGUGGCUACACUGACUACGUCUGCAACAACGUCUGUAGCUUCAAGCAAUGUGAAUCCUAUUCUGGUUCCGGGAAGUGUCAUUCAACAGUCUCAUCCCAAUGUGUCUGUGCCUGCUGCAGUUACCGUGACAACGAUACAGCAUGCUAUGGCACCAACAGGGAAAAUAUUAAGCCACAUUGGAGGGAAACCAUUGAAGGGACAUGCAACUCAGGCGGGAUUGAGGCCUACAGUGGUGCAGUCACUUGGUGGUAAGCCAUUUUAUGUUCAAGCAGCUGGGGUUGGAAAGCAAUCCAGACCAACAUUACAUCCGCUAAGAAUGCCAGCACUUGGAAAAAUACAACCAGGAGCUCUUGGUCCACUUGGAAUAAGACUCACUGCACAGGGCUUUGAAGCAAUUCCAACGCAGCAUGCACAAGGUGCUACUAUCUCUCCCGGACUAAUGACUGUCUCCGGGGACAGUGGUUUAAGAAUAAGUCAAACACAGCCUAUGCUUGGUGGCAAGCCUGUAUCACUAGUUCUAGGUACACAGUCUUCUAGUAUACCAGUCAGCACAAUCACUUCUCAGACAGCAAGGCAGUCCAUUGCUCCUACAUCUUUCUCCGCCACUCAAUCAACUACAGCUGUAACGACGGCCUCUAUCGCUUUCACCUCAACGCAACAGACAGUCCUCCCUGCUACGGCUGGUUUGAAAUUUGCCCUGGCACAGGCUUCACAAGCUAAUAAAGGUCUGCCAAAAGGAGCAGAGCUGAAAGCUUCAACAGAGCAACAGAAACCUGUCGGCAUCAGCGUGAUCACCACAGCGGGAACAACAGAUCCAAAGAAGUCUCCAGGUGUCGGUAUGCCAAUGUCUGUGUUGUUGUCCGGUUCACCACACUCUAGACAAUCCGCAAUUACAAAAAGUGAGUUCCCGUAAUUGCCAGUUCCAUGUUUGCUGGAAUGCCUUCAGGACUUGCUGGAAAAGGCAUAUUUUUAGCGCAAGUGCCUCACGGCUCAAAAAUCAUUACCGGUGGGCCAGCCUCCACGACACUCAGUGGGCAGAAGCCACCAUUGUUUGUCUCCACCACAGCCAUAGUUACACCAACAGUUGCGCAAUCUUUAUCAACUCAGUCUACGGUUGUUAUGACUACUGCACUCCCAACAACCACAACAGGUUCAAGCUCAACUGCAUCAACAAUAUCUACAUGUGAAGUAACCCCAAAAUGAUCCACAGUUUAAUCUGUUUGUAUUUCAAUUGGGGUUCGAAAAUUCUUGGCAUAUUACUUGGAAUUAAAAAGCUACAGGCGCAAGCUUUUGAUUGACAGAUUUUAUUGAAUGAAGUUGUCAUCAGUG
This is a messenger RNA of Saccoglossus kowalevskii, 2964 nucleotides long. RefSeq names its product nuclear factor related to kappa-B-binding protein-like. Gene Ontology annotation, molecular function: protease binding. Gene Ontology annotation, cellular component: Ino80 complex. NCBI's taxonomy places the organism in Eukaryota, Metazoa, Hemichordata, Enteropneusta, Harrimaniidae. The record is from RefSeq and is a predicted model, not a curated record.